Messenger RNA from Centruroides sculpturatus (bark scorpion), 2855 nucleotides. Its product is annotated as serine-rich adhesin for platelets-like. The transcript has 12 exons. Gene Ontology annotation, biological process: negative regulation of transcription by RNA polymerase II. Bases 234 to 2408 code for a protein of 724 amino acids. NCBI's taxonomy places the organism in Eukaryota, Metazoa, Arthropoda, Arachnida, Scorpiones, Buthidae. Gene Ontology annotation, molecular function: histone deacetylase binding; transcription coactivator activity; transcription corepressor activity. Gene Ontology annotation, cellular component: nucleoplasm; NuRD complex. The record is from RefSeq and is a predicted model, not a curated record.
AUUUUUUCUAUUUAAAAUUAUUCUUUAUAGAUGCUGAUUUUGAUUCCUAUUGGGAAGAUCAAUCAAGAAAUAGAAAUCGAAAUAGAAUUCGUGUUGGUCGUCAGUAUCAAGCAACUGUACCACCCCUUUUAAAACCAGGUGAAACUGAUGGUAGAUGUUGUGAAGAUUUGGAGACAUUAAAAUGGAAACCUGAUAAUGAUCUCUCUGAUCAACAAAUAGAUCAGUAUCUCUCCAUGGCAAGCAGGGCUGUUAGUUUGUUUGCAAAGGCUAUUGAUACAUGUCAAAAUACAGGAAAUGGACCUGAUAAAACUUUACAAACAGCACUAAGAGGUUUGUCUGAUUUUGUAACCUCUCAUCAUCCAUGUCACCAUGAUGCAGGAUGUCAAGUUCCAAGCCCUUCAUGUUGUGGAGAUCAUAAUUGUAAACACAGUAUAAAAAAUGGUUGGACGCCAACAGAAGCCCAGCUAUUUGCUCGAGCUCUAGAAGCAUGUGGAAAGAAUUUUGGUGCAAUCAAGAAAGAGUUUUUGCCAUGGAAACCUGUGAGGAGCAUUAUUGAAUUUUAUUAUAAUGGAAAAGAAGAAAAGUAUGAUAAUCAGUCUGCUCGACAAUCACAGCAAAUAGCAAAUUUAUCAGAAAAUUUAAUCACAGGAAAGGAGAACAUAUCUGAGGCACAUAAUCUAAAGAAUGAAGAUGAAGAGGAUGAUGAUGAUGAUGAUGAGGUAGACAAACUUGAGGAUUGUGAUUGCAAAUUAGAAAAAACUGAUUCAAAAUCUGAUCAUGAUACUGAAACACAAAAUGAAAAAACUUCAAAAUUAAACCAACCUAACAAUGAAUCCACAUCAUUCAAUCUUGGAAGUUUAAGUUUUUUCCUUGGAGGCCAGUUGGUACUGAAAUUAAAUGCCCAACAAGAAAAUGGUCCUGAUAAUCAGAAUUGCCAAUGGGUUCUUUCUCAGGAUACACCUAAACUUCCGCCAAAUAGAAAGGGUAGAAAAUCUAAGAAAAGCUGCAAACAAGGUUCUAUUACAUCUAUAGGAAAGGAAGAAAUUCAACAAACAAAGAAUGAAAAGAAACAAGAGUUUUGUAUGGAAGAAAGGGAAGAAGGAAGUGGUGUAAAAAAAGCAAAGUUAAAAACUGACUGCAUUCACUCUUCUUCAAUGGAAGAAGCUAGUGAUUUCUGUAAUAUGCCAUGGUUACCUCCAACUGAAACAAAACAAGAACGAACUGAAAAAUGUGAUGAUACACUUUAUAAAACUGAAACUUGGUGUCAUUCAUUUUCUUCUUUGUGUCUUUCCCAAUGCAAAAAUGAAAAUUGUACUCAUAAAGAUAAAAACUGUUUGAAAAAUACAGGAUUGCUUAAUUCUGAAGACAAUAUAACAAGCACUAUAAAAACUGAACCUGGUUUAUCUCCAUCAUAUAUUAUGAAUUCUAAUGUCAGUUUAAAAGAAGAAGAUUCCAAAGAAUCAGUUGUUUCGAUGAAAUCUUAUUUAAAAGCUUUAUCUGUUCCAUCAUCUAGUUUAUCAUCUCAAAAUUGGGUGGAACAUUCAAAUAUUUGGAGAAAUUCAACGAAAUUUAAUGAAAUUCUUACAAAAAAGGAAACAUGGUCUCAUAGUCAAACAUUACAAGAUUCAGAUGGUGGUCCUCUGGAUUUAUCUAUAAAAAAUUCUGAAAAAAAUUUAUCUAAAUCUUGUGAAGCACUGACAUCUGAAAAAAGUUUGACUGUGCAUGAUUCAGUUGCUUCUGAUACACAAAUGUGUCCCUUCAUAAAGUCUUCCACUUGUCAAAAAAGAACAUCAGUUUCUACAUCCAUUAAAGAUUCGUUAUCUUUAAAUGAUAUGUCUCAAACUAAUAUGCCCUUGGAUGGCUGGAGUGUUCAGGUUUCACAUGGAUUACCAUAUGUUAAGGGUGAGACAGUUAAAAAAGAUUGUCAUAGCUCACAGUUAUUGAGUAAAGGUUAUCCUUUAAGUUGUGAGUAUUCGCGAUAUGGUAUGACUGUUACAUAUGCUCCAACUGUUUUUCCACCUGUGUAUAAUUGUAAAAAAGAUCCCACUAACAAAGAUAAACCAGUUAAUUUGAGCAAAAAGAAUGAAAAUUUUACUUGUGAGGAAAAUAAUUCAACACGUGAAUUAGAAGUUGAUGAAAGAUGCUCUGAAAGUGGUGUUGAUCUGGUUCCAUGGGUUGUUGCACCAAUCCUUUCAUAUGGCCAAAUGCACUCUCCAUUUUGUUCCUGUUGUGUCACGUAUACUGAUUCUAUGGGUAUGAACAGAUUAUCUGAUCAGCCUCAAGGUGAUAGCGAAACUCCAUUGGAUCUAUCAUCAUCAUCGUCGUCAUCUUCAUCGUCAUCGUCGUCAUCUGAUACAACAGAUAUUACAGAUUUUCAUAAACCUAAGAAUGAAAAUGUUGCUGAUUAAUUAUUUGACAGGGUAAACAUCCAUCUUAAGAAUGAAAAUGUGAUGAAUAUUAAAGAUCAGCAUGCAUAAAACAGUUGAUUAUCAGAAGUAUUAUAUAAACAUUGUACAGUUUUAAAAUAUGUUGUUGAAAGUUAGUAGACUUAUAUACAAAAAAAAUUCAAUUUUGUUAAUAAAAUUCAUGUUGCAAAGAUGGAGUGCUUUGUUUGACUCCAGUACAUAAUGUGACAUCUUUUGUGCAUAUAUCUUACAAAAUGCAAUUACUAUAAAAUGAUUAUAUAAAUAAUUUUAUAAAUUGAAAUUUAUUAAAUAAAUAUAGAUAAUUUUAAAGAAAAUCUUGAACAUAAACUGUGCACUUCAAAAGGUUAACUUGACUGACAAAAUUAAAAUUUUAGGUUAUAAACUUGCAUACCAAAGUCAUUUUGGUAAAUUUUUUUAAUCAGAUUUUUA